Neospora caninum is the source of this 648-nucleotide messenger RNA. RefSeq lists its product as hypothetical. Lineage: Eukaryota; Apicomplexa; Conoidasida; Eucoccidiorida; Sarcocystidae. Bases 1 to 648 code for a protein of 215 amino acids. The transcript has 3 exons. The record is from RefSeq and is a predicted model, not a curated record.
AUGGCGCCCAAGAUCCUCUCCCUCGUUGCCGUUCUCGGCUCCCUCGGCACCGCGGCUGCGGUUCAGCCUGCCGGCAGCAACCAAGGUCUUGCUAUGGCCACCGAGGCUCAGGUCUCGAUGCUCCAGGUUCAGAUGCAAGACAGACUCUCACAGCUGGCUACGGCCCAAUUGAUGGAGGAGCUGGGCGUUGAGGCUGACUUCAGCAGCGUCCUUAAGCAAACUAUGAGCGGCUUUGGAAAGGAGCUGCUCGCUGCCGUGAAACCUACCGUCAGCAACGUCUGCACUGAUAUCGUGAACGAGGUCGCGACCUUCCAGCAAAACGCCGACGAGGAAGAGCUGGAAUCCGAAGUCGGGUUCGCACAGAUCUCCAACACCCGCGUGACAGACAUUGCUCCUCAUGAUGCCGAGAAGGCCCUUUCGCUGGUGGAGCAGCAGUUCUGGGAAUCCGCGAAGAAGGCCCUAAAGCAAGUGGCAGGCACUGUCAAGAAAGUCACACAGCCCCUUGUCUCUAAGGUGAAGGAGAAUAUCUCCAAGGUACUCAUGGACUUGCUCAGCAAAGUCAAACCCCUCCUGCAGGAAAAGCUCGCGCAGAUGAUUUCCUCUGUCUGCGAGAAAGCAAAGGACAGCCUCGAGAACGCGACCGCCUGA